Messenger RNA from Hydractinia symbiolongicarpus, 1980 nucleotides. RefSeq names its product major facilitator superfamily domain-containing protein 12-like. Gene Ontology annotation, biological process: carbohydrate transport. Gene Ontology annotation, molecular function: symporter activity. Lineage: Eukaryota; Metazoa; Cnidaria; Hydrozoa; Anthoathecata; Hydractiniidae. The record is from RefSeq and is a predicted model, not a curated record. Bases 111 to 1907 code for a protein of 598 amino acids. The transcript is spliced from 11 exons. Gene Ontology annotation, cellular component: membrane.
UUGAAAGUUAUUCACAUGUGUUGAUCAAUUUGAUAUGGAGAAAAAAAAGAAAACGCGACAAUUUUAGGGUUAUACAAUAAGAAGAGAAACAAGAUCUCAAAUCAAACAGAAUGGCUUCCGCAUCCUUCCAAGUGGAAGAGUGCGAACCAUACACUGGACCUCCAUUACGUCUAAAACAAAAGAUAUUUUAUGGCGUUGGUCAUGUUUUGAACGAUUUAUGUGCAAAUUGUUGGUUUAGCUAUAUGCUAGUAUACAUGAGCAAGGUUGCAGGAUUAACAGAAUCUACAGCUGGCCUUUUAAUGCUGAUUGGUCAAAUAGCUGAUGGACUAUCCACCUUAAUAGUUGGGUACGGCUGUGAUAGGACCAGAAUUAGAUGGUACGGGAAACGCAAGCUCUGGCAUGGCAUAGGUACCAUAUGUGUAUUGAUUAGUUUUCCUUUUAUAUUCAAUUCAUGUUUACCUUGUUCGGAAUCAUCAGAAGUGAUCAAACUUAUGUAUUACUCUGCUUUUGUGAUUUUGUUUCAAUUUGGGUGGGCCGCAACACAGAUUGGUCAUUUGUCAUUGAUCCCAGAGAUUUCAAAAAAGGAAAGUCAAAGAGUGGAGCUCAAUUCCAUCAGAUCGGGGUUAACCUUCGCAUGUGGCAUAUUUAUUUAUGGAGUAGUAUGGUUUCUGCUUGGCACAACAGACGAUGAUCAAAUCAGUACCUCAGUGUCAAAACAAUUCAUGAUUUUAUCAUUCAUUGUAGUUGGAGUUGGGUUUUUAUUCUCACUUAUCUUCCAUGUUGGAACCAAAGAACCACAAUGUACAUUGCUGGUGAAAGAGAAUUUUAACAGAAAAAAGAAGAAGAGCCACUAUAAGUGUUGCUGUUCUAAUAGAACAUUUAAUUUUGAAGAGGACGAUAAAAUUAAAAAUGCGGACGCAAUCCCAGCCUUGCCUAACGAUGCAGAAAUUAUCCAAAGAAGUUGUGGCGAAAAGACAUGGAGAUUAUGGUGUGCAGAUUCUCGGUUAUACAAGAAUGGAUUGCUGUAUAUGUGUACAAGAUUAACUGUAAAUAUAUUCCAGUUAAAUUUCCCUUACUAUUUGACCGAUGCUCUCCAUUUUAAUAAGGAAGCCAUUGCUUAUUUUCCAUUGAUCAUUCUAAUAGCUGGUUCGGUUACAAGUUCUUUCAUGAAACUUGUAACCAAAUGUAUCGGAGGCCAGCUUACGUACGUUUUUGGAUGUAUUUUGGUCAUCAGUGCAACUGUUUGGUUAUUUUUGGCUGGGCAAGAAUACAGAAAUACAGUGUAUGGCGCAGCGUGGCUGGCCGGAAGCGGUUGCUCUGUUAUUUUGGUCACAUCAUUAGCUAAAACAGCUGAGCUUAUUGGGAAGGAUAAAAAUUCAAGUGCAUUUGUAUAUUCCACAAUGAGUUUUACAGACAAAAUGACAACCGGUUUUGCCAUAUUUGCCAUACAAACACUACGACCAGCAUAUGAAUCCAAUGCAUUCUCACCCAGCGACACGUGCAAUGAUUGCGAGUUAUAUUCAACAAUAAUUCAAACGUCGGUACCCGGUGUGUUUGCAUUCGUUGGCUUGUUGACCGUUGUAUUUUUGUUUCCGUCAGACUUCAAAUGCAUUCGCAAAAGAAAUGCGCGAGAAAGAUGUACUCAAACUGAUUUUGCAGAAGAGGAACCAGAAGUUAAUGUUAAAGAAGAAAAAUAUGUCGCGUCUGAAAUAGUAACAGACAGUGGACUGAGUUUUACAUUUGAAGACGAACUGUGUGCAGGUGACAUUAGCAAUGUUGAUGAAGUAGACACACUUUCUGUGGGGUCAUAUGUCAAUAUCGACGCGUCCACUUAUUUUGGCAUGGCAAUCUCGUUUCCAGAUCUUCAUGCACCUUCCUGGAAAAAUAUGACUUUGAUAAACAUGUGAAUAUACCGUUUUUGUAAAUACAUUUAUUCCACGGAGAAACGCAACGCAAAUAAAUGCGAAUUUGAACAGAUAA